Molecule: messenger RNA, 1056 nt
Organism: Equus quagga
Lineage: Eukaryota; Metazoa; Chordata; Mammalia; Perissodactyla; Equidae
Gene: ARK2C
Product: arkadia (RNF111) C-terminal like ring finger ubiquitin ligase 2C
Exons: 8
Coding region: 1-1044 (347 amino acids)
Biological process (GO): positive regulation of BMP signaling pathway; motor neuron axon guidance
Molecular function (GO): zinc ion binding; ubiquitin protein ligase activity
Source: RefSeq, a predicted model, not a curated record
AUGGUCCUGGUCCACGUCGGCUAUCUCGUGCUUCCAGUAUUUGGCUCUGUGCGAAACAGAGGUGCCCCCUUUCAAAGGUCUCAGCAUCCGCACGCUACCUCCUGCCGCCACUUCCACCUGGGCCCCCCGCAGCCGCAGCAGCUCGCGCCCGACUUCCCCCUGGCCCACCCCGUGCAGUCGCAGCCUGGCCUCAGCGCCCACAUGGCCCCGGCCCACCAGCACAGCAGCGCCCUGCACCAGUCGCUAACCCCGCUGCCCACCCUGCAGUUCCAGGACGUCACAGGUCCCUCCUUCCUACCUCAGGCCCUGCACCAGCAAUACCUCCUGCAGCAGCAGCUCCUGGAAGCCCAGCACCGCAGGCUCGUCUCGCACCCCAGGCGGAGUCAGGAGCGUGUGUCUGUCCACCCCCACCGCCUCCAUCCAAGCUUCGACUUCAGCCACCAACUCCAGACGCCUCAGCCCAGGUAUUUGGCUGAGGGCACCGACUGGGAUCUCAGUGUGGACGCCGGCUUGAGUCCUGCUCAGUUCCAGGUGCGGCCCAUCCCUCAGCACUAUCAGCAUUACCUAGCGACUCCUCGAAUGCACCACUUCCCCCGAAACUCCUCCUCCACGCAGAUGGUCGUCCAUGAAAUCCGAAACUACCCUUACCCUCAGCUUCACUUCCUUGCUCUCCAGGGACUGAACCCCAGCAGACACACCUCUGCCGUGCGGGAGAGCUACGAGGAGCUGCUGCAGCUCGAGGACAGGUUGGGAAAUGUGACUCGGGGAGCUGUACAGAACACCAUUGAGAGGUUCACCUUCCCCCACAAGUACAAGAAGCGAAGACCCCAGGAUGGCAAGGGCAAGAAGGAAGAGGGGGAGGAGUCAGACACAGAUGAGAAAUGCACAAUCUGUCUGUCUAUGCUGGAAGAUGGAGAAGAUGUGAGGCGCCUACCCUGUAUGCAUCUCUUUCACCAACUGUGCGUGGACCAGUGGCUUGCCAUGAGCAAGAAAUGCCCCAUCUGCCGAGUGGACAUUGAGACACAGCUGGGAGCUGACAGCUGAGGGAAGAGUUAG